This is a messenger RNA of Acanthamoeba castellanii str. Neff, 375 nucleotides long. RefSeq lists its product as uncharacterized. The coding region runs from base 1 to 375 and encodes 124 amino acids. The record is from RefSeq and is a predicted model, not a curated record. NCBI's taxonomy places the organism in Eukaryota, Discosea, Longamoebia, Acanthamoebidae. The transcript has a single exon.
AUGGGUGGGCAAUUCCAAGGCCACACUGCCCACCAUCAGCUCACCACACUCAACCACAAGCCACACACCAGCAAGCACAAGGAUCAGCAUAUCAAGCAAACCAGCACAUCAUUCAUACUGCACACCAUCAACCAGACCUAUGUGCACCUCAAUGGGGUGCACAUCACCAUGACCCACACACUCAGCAACACCCAGAGCUACAAGCCAUUCACCACCACCAACCACCAACACCACACAGCCAGUUACACCAUGUCACCAAUCCCAUUCAUCAGAUCCAUGGACAUGGGGGCCAUGCCAGACAAUGCAAGCGUCAUUAUUGCAAGUGACAGGCUGUGGGACAUGAUUGACCAUUGCAAGGCAGUGCAGAUUGUCUGA